GUUGAAAAAUGGUGACCGAAGAAAACAAACUAGGUUUCUGACACUUUGUUUCUGUGUUUUGAGAGUGAAUUUAAACCUACAUGUUUGUCAGUAUGUUUGAAACAGUUGUAUAAAUCUGUGAUAAAGUAAUCAAUAUUAUUUUAGAAACAUGUUACCUAACGUGUACACUGUUUCUUGUUUUAUGUACAGUAUUUUGAAUGACAGUGCACUUCAGUUUACGAAGAUAAUAAAUCUUAUGCUUAUGUCAUUUAUUAUCGACUCUACGAAAGAAUUUACGUUAUUAUUUAAGAAACGUUUUGGCAACAAUUCGUAUUGGUUUUAACGUUGUGCUACUUCCUUGUGCUUCUAUGCACGAACAUGACAUUUUAUGCCGAAAUCGUCGUAUGUGAAGGCGCAUACAUCAUCUCUAUCAAGCUGAGAAAGACACGAGCACCAUGAAUGGCCAUAUAAUAUUGAACACCCCUAUUAUCGUUGAUGUUUGGAGGAGAGACACAGACGAGUACAUUCAUUUCCUCUCCCAUUGUCAUGCUGACCACACAGUUGGCCUGACAUCAUCAUGGAAGCUUCCAAUUUACACAACCAAUUUUAAUGCAUGGCUACUACAAAAGAAUUUCAAGAUUAAACCAUUUCUGCUGAGACCCCUCAGUACUGGAGACAGCCAUAUUAUCAAGGUUCCUGCCACUGGACAGGAAUUUACUGUCACAGUGAUUGAUGCUAAUCAUUGUCCAGGAUCUGUUAUGUUCCUUUUCCAAGGUUCCUUUGGUACAAUACUGUACACAGGAGACUUUCGCUAUGACCCAGUAAUGUUGGAAAAUAAAGUGUUGGCACAUGUUAUAGAAAAUGAGUUGCUUGACGUCCUCUAUGUAGACAACACAUAUGCAUCUCGAGAAUGCAAGAUUCCAAGCAGAACGGAGGCAACACAGAAGAUCAUUCAGAUAAUUCGAGAUCAUCCACAGCACAAUAUUCUGCUGGGUGUACGAUGGCUUGGAAAGGAAGAACUGCUGCAUAAAAUUGCUUUGGAAUUCUCUGAACAAAUCUGCGUGAAUGAAGAAAAACUGACUAUCUUGAAGUAUCUCCAGUAUGAAGGUGUGUUCACAACUGAUCCUGAAACGUGUCGGAUUCACGUGGUCAACUUCCAUUCUGUGACUGUCUCAUAUAUGCAGAAAAGGCAAAUGAUAUAUCCACACAUUGCCAUUCUUCCAACUGCUCUUUAUAAUGGAAGAUGUGCUUUUCAAGAUCUUCUAGUUCACCGUGGAGUUUAUGUUAUACCGUACAGUGAUCACAGCCCUUAUGAGGAACUCUUCACUUUCAUUUCACAACUGAAACCUUCCGAAAUACAUCCCAUCAUUAAAGAAACAACGAUACAUGAAAAAGAGAAAAUAUUGUCAUCCCACGAGUUUAUCAAAUCAUUCAGUAUUAUUCCAAAAAGUCUGUAUGAACUGUGUCGUAGAAGGAAAAUGGAGGGUGUAAGUUGUCAAAAUAAAGAACAGACAACAUACUGUCCCACAGAAAACCUGACUGCAUUGCCUUCACAAACAUCUCAUGAAAUCACACACACUAAAUUAAUCAGCAGGCCUCGAAUUACACGGAAUAAAAAGCUAUCAAAAGCCUGUGAAAAGAAAGGUGUGCAUUUUGACUCAUCUUUCACUUCUGAUGAAGGUGGUGAAACAUCAGAAAUUGACAUGAAGCAAACAACAGACUUAGAAAGAGAAGAAGUCAUAAUAAGGAUAUCUGAAGGAACACACACAAGGGUUAAAAUACCUUAUAAUGUAAAGAAUAAUUUGUUAGAUGUUCAAGUGAAGCUCUUUGAUAUUAGCACAUUCUGGAAAGAUGUUUCUGGAAUUUUAAGUAAAUUAAAUGCUAGAAAUAGAAGAGCCUUUUUAAGAGAUUUGUCAUGUAUGCAUCAUGGAGAGAGCCCUUCUCACAACAGGGAUAUUUCUGCCAGCUAUGAAAACCUGACUUACAGUUCUAACAACAGUAAUAAUUCACCUGAAAACAUGGACACAUCAGAAGGGCCAGGCAAUCACACACUGACACAUGACUCUGAAAACUCAUUUCAGGACAUGUCAUUGUCAUAUGCAAUGUACAUAAAAGAUGUAACAAUUAAAUCAGAAAAACUCAGUGACAGUGACUGCAUAUCCAUAUCUAGUGUAACUACAAUAACAGCACCACAGACAGUGUUGUCAUGCAAAGAAGAGAGAGAGGCAAAUCGAGAUGCUGCAAAUAUUGAACAUUUUGAAGAAAUGGACAUGCUUUCAGUGAAAAAUGAAAAUACAUAUUCAGAUGUUGAUACUGAAGAUCUUCAAAGACGUAUUAACAAGGAGAUAUGGAAGAAUGCCAUAGUUAUAUUCCCUGGCGAUUCAGCUGAUGAUAAUAGAUUGUGUGAACGCUAUGAAUCAGAUAAUGCAGUAGAAAACAGUUUUGAUGAAUGUACACCGUUCAUUUCCGAGACUCUGAAAUCAACUACAGAUCAGCCAUCUCGGCAGAAGAAAAGGAACAGGGCAGGUACUAAACCGGUAGGCAGUAACUCUGACAUCAUGCAGAAAUCAGAUACACAAACAGAAAGCUGCUCUGAAGUUAGCCUUGCACCAACAUUGUUAACCUGUUCAGCUGUACAGUCUUUUGCCAACAAGAACCAGGUAGCCUCAGGUCCUGGUACACAUAAUAAUAAGAAGAAGAAGAAUAGUAGUAUCAUCAUUGCUGAGGAGAGAAGAUCAGAGAUGAAAGACAGUAACAUGACCCUAGAUGUGGAAAACGGAGACACAUCCAAUACAGCUACUUGUUCCAGGAACAUUGCUUAUAAGAAAAAAGCAAGAAUUACAUCAAAAAUUUGUAAUUCUCAUUCCUUUGAAGCGUCGCACAAGCCAGUGGCAUCUCUUGGGUUAAGUGAAGAUGAGAGAGGAAAGGUAGUGCCUUGUAAUGGGGUGGAAGGUCCUAUAAAUUCAAAAAGCACUGAGCUGUUAUUCCACAUUUGUACAUCUGCAGAGGAAGGAGCUGGUUGCCUCUUUAAAGAUGAUCAUGCAAAUUCAGCUUCUGACCAGAGUGACUUUGAUCUGUUCUCUUCAGACAAUGAAAAGGCAAGAGAAUUCCGUGUCAAACUUAUAGAAAAUAAUUCGAGUACAUCACAGGCUCAACUGUUUCCAGAUAAUAAUGACACAUUACACACUGACCGAAAGCAACAUGAUACAGGAGUCCAGUGUGAACUACUUAGUGACUGUCUGUCAAGCUUAUGCCAUAAGGAAGUUUUUCCUGCACCAACAGAAAUUUGUGUGAAUAAGGAUUCUACAAACAUAGCAUCACCAAACUCUGUCAGAAUAAUGAAUUUGUUACAAAAUGUGGAAGUUCUUAUUACCGAAUCAGAUGCCACAUAUAGUCUUCAAUCUAAUGAAAGUGAAGAAGUUAAUUUUGGAAAGGUACAUGCUUAUUCAAAACCAACAUUAGAAUUGGGUAAGAAGUCCGAUGUUUCUAAUCUUGGAAGUAAACUCUAUAAUGAAAGCAGCAGUUCAAGAAGCACUGAUCUUAUCAUAGACAGUGCCGAUGUAGAUAAAUCAUACAGCCUCGAACAUGGAAUUAACUGUGAAAGUGCUGGAUUAAACAAUAAGACUGCAUUUACAAAUAGCAUCUCACACAAUAAUGACUACAUAGAUCCCAUAGCUGUUCAAAGCACGGGUCAGAAUACAGCGAUUAUAAUUACAGAUAACUCCUCUCAGAAUUACAAAAAAUUUAGGAAUGUCAGAAAUAUACGUCACAAUAGCACAGAUUCAAACACAGCAUUGAUAAGUGAGAGUGAGGCAUCUGUGUGUCCAGAAAGCCACAUCAUAUAUAACCCAUCAAGAAACGAUGUGGACUGUAAUUACUGGACAAAAUCUAACAGAACUCCAUUUGCAAUGGCUGAAGUUUUCCUAGCAGCACAGAAACUCUUUUUUCAGGAGGAUGAGUUUCCUACAGUAGCACCACACCUUAAUUACUCUAGUGAGUGUAGAGUUGUACCUGAGACGUCAGAUGAUUUGCUAAGUGACUUUGGAGUUGUACCCGAGAUGUCAGAAAUAUCAGCUAAUUUCCCAUGUGAAAAUGGAAUUGCAUCCAAGACACCAGAAGGAUCAGCUUGUUUGCUAGAUAAAAAUGGAGUUUCAGCUGAGACACUAGAAGAAUCAGGUCAUUUGCCAAGCAACAGUAACCAUGAUAUUAUACUAGACACAAUAGGUAAAAAUACAGUCACUACAGAAAUGUAUGGCUUUUCAGAAACUCUGCCACUUGAAUCGAGUUUCUCCACUUUGAAGGGAACAUUUCAGUAUGAUAAAAAAGAAAAGUAUAAAGACAUUAUGCAAAUUAAAAACAGUAAAAGUAUGGAUUUAAUGCAGAGGAAAACUGUGUCUUCCAAUGAAGAAUUGCAGAGUAUUAUGGUGAAGAGAGAGGAUGAAUAUUCAGAAGAAUCGUGUUCCAUCGAGCAAGUUACUGCUUUAAGAAAACAUUUUGAUUGUUUUAUCAAGAGAGCAGUAAUGAAAGAUCACAUGUAUUGUAAAACUGUUCAGAAUAUUCAGAUGUCAUCACAAAAUGUACGUGAAGUUAGAAGUCCUAACCAAACACUCAUAAAAGAAAGUCAUGUUGAACCAUGUACUACAAGAUUUGACAUAUGUUGUAAUAGAGAAGGUGUGCCCUUAAAUGAAAAUGCUGAUAGUAGGAACUUAUUACACAUUGCACCUAGAUUUGACAACUUUUGUUCCACGUCAGGUGUUUUAGAUAGUUCAAAUCACUGUCAGAAUCCAGAUAGGAUACUUAAUCAAUUUAAGGGAAAUGAAUUAAGUAAUCCCAGCAUUUUUGAAGUUGACAGAGUGAAGACUGAUUUACCUGAUGAUUCAUUUACUGAAAGGACUGUUGCUAAGGAGGAGGAUAAAGGAAGAAAAAGUACAGAGGUUAAUGAAACUUCAUCUGAUGAUGACCCGUUUCCUUCUAACAGAGUGAUGCAUGUUACCAGGACAUAUGGAAGGGCCAAAUGUUCACAGGAUGUCAGGAAACGUGUAAUUCAGAAUUCACAAAAUCUUUACACUUCACCCAAAAAUAUACCAUCCAAAACUGAUUCUAGGGAUUGGAAGUCAUAUACGAUAUACAGAGUGAUUGGACGGGUUAAAGUAGAAAAAUCAGCUGCUCAAAAGCAAUUUAAAAACCAAACACUAGUAAGUAUACCCCGUUUGGGACAGUACAAAAGAAAUCGCAAGCAGUCAAGUUCAGAAUAUUCUUCCAGUGUCUUUAAGCACCGAAGGGUUAGUGAUGGAACAUAACUGGCUCACAUUUGCUUGCCUGCUUUCAUGUUAUAUACUUUAUCAAGGUGGCUGUAGACACAUUAAUAAUACAUGACACCUAAAAUAAUGCAGUGAUGCAACAAAUUAUAUAACUAUUUCCUGAAAUUGACACAAAGUUGUACAAAAUAUCCCUUCAUCUACACAUUACAAACUUUGAUUUGAAUAACAGAAGCAUUUUCUUGCUUUCAAAAGUGGGAUGUAUGCCAUAUUUGAUAAUUUUCUAAGACACUGACCAAAGAUAAGAAUUUUGGUAUGAUAAACUAUAAAAAUUAAGGAAAACAAAAUUGACACAGUCCACUGUUCACACACAGACCUUGCAGAAUGCUGCAACUUCUGUGCACUCUGGCCCCAAUUUGUUUAUGUAUACCUACAAUUAUAUUUAACUCUUCAUGUAAAGUGACUGUCAGUAUAAGACCAGAAUUGUGAAUGCCAGAUUUUGUCCAAAGUAUAAUUAUUGUGUGGACAGAGUGAUGCUAUUAAGUGUCAUGACAUGUACCUAAAACUUGCAGAAUAUGAAAGAGUGGUGUCUGAUUUGAUUUGAACAGAUACUGUAGAAUGCUUGCUCAUAAAGCAUGGCUAAGGUGAAUAGACAAGAAAUAUCAAAAUUGCUGCCCACUUUUCCUUAAUCAGCAGUUUCUUGUGAGUUCAGUUUUAACAAAUUAAUUUUGUUUAACCUUCAACUGUCAUGCAGGAUAGCACCUCACCUGCAAGAUCCAAAUAUUAAGAUCUGCAUGCAUUAUUUCAGUCAUUACAUCUCUCCAAUCAUCAAUAAUUUACAUUAAUAUUUUUCACAGUGUUUUAUGUAAGACAGUUUUGUCAAUAAGUAUGCAGCUAUCAGGUGAAAAAUGUCUAUUAUUAUGUUUGUAGUGUUUCUGUACAUGUAUGAGUCACCUUCACACAGGGUGUAAAUUGGUACUCUUAUAUAAAAGAUAUUCCUGUAUUACACAUAAUUCACAUUAUGUUUCCACAAACUUAACAUCUAUUGGUAUUAAGUUUAUUUCAGAACAUGCUAUAUUUCACUUUUAGUCAUAAUAGUUUUCUUUAGAACAUGUUUUCGUUUUUAAUUUAAUUUAAUAAAGUUUGUAUAAUUAAUAUACUAUAAGA
Zootermopsis nevadensis is the source of this 6404-nucleotide messenger RNA. RefSeq lists its product as uncharacterized. Gene Ontology annotation, molecular function: 5'-3' DNA exonuclease activity; damaged DNA binding. Gene Ontology annotation, biological process: telomere maintenance; interstrand cross-link repair; double-strand break repair via nonhomologous end joining. The record is from RefSeq and is a predicted model, not a curated record. NCBI's taxonomy places the organism in Eukaryota, Metazoa, Arthropoda, Insecta, Blattodea, Termopsidae.